Messenger RNA from Cooperia oncophora, 2268 nucleotides. The record is from the annotation of a GenBank genome assembly. NCBI's taxonomy places the organism in Eukaryota, Metazoa, Nematoda, Chromadorea, Rhabditida, Trichostrongylidae.
AUGACUAGAGAAGCAUGUCGUGCAGUAAUUGAACUAGAAAACUAUGGAAUGCCAUUUUCUCGAACACCCGAAGGAAAGAUUUAUCAGCGUGCUUUCGGUGGUCAGUCAAACGACUUUGGUCGCGGUGGACAGGCCCAUCGAACCUGUGCUGUCGCCGACCGAACAGGACACUCUCUGCUUCAUACACUUUAUGGCGCUUCAUUGCAAUAUAAUUGCAACUAUUUCGUGGAAUAUUUCGCUCUGGAUCUCAUAAUGGAUAAGGGAGCCUGUGUUGGAGUAGUGGCGAUGUGCUUGGAAGACGGAACAAUUCAUCGUUUCCGAUCGAAGAAUACUGUAUUGGCUACGGGAGGAUAUGGUCGCACCUACUUUUCAUGCACAUCUGCUCAUACCUGCACUGGUGAUGGUACUGCUAUGACCGCUCGUGCUGGUAUCAAUAACACCGAUAUGGAAUUCGUCCAGUUCCACCCUACCGGUAUUUAUGGUGCAGGAUGUCUUAUCACUGAGGGAUCUCGAGGAGAAGGAGGAUAUCUAGUGAACGCCAAAGGAGAACGAUUUAUGGAACGCUAUGCACCAACAGCAAAGGAUCUCGCGUCUCGUGAUGUUGUAUCUCGAGCAAUGACUGUUGAAAUAUUGGAAGGUCGUGGUGUUGGACCUGAAAAAGACCACAUUUUCCUCCAAUUGCACCAUUUGCCUGCUCAACAACUUCACGAAAGACUGCCAGGUAUCUCUGAAACUGCCAUGAUUUUUGCUAAUGUGGAUGUUACCAAAGAACCGAUUCCCGUCAUUCCUACUGUUCACUACUGUAUGGGUGGAAUUCCGACCAACUAUAAGGGCCAGGUAAUUACCCACACCAAGGAUAAGGGAGAUCAAGUUGUGCCAGGUUUGUAUGCUGCUGGAGAGUGUUCAGCUCAAUCCGUGCACGGCGCGAAUCGUUUGGGUGCGAAUUCACUGCUAGACAUUGUGAUCUUCGGAAGAGCUUGUGCGCUUACAAUUCUUGGCAACACCAAGCCAGGAGUUGGAGUUCCCGAUCUGCCGAAGGAUGCCGGAGAGGCUUCUGUUGAUAACAUCGAUACCCUUAUGCAUAGAAAGGAUGGUCCAUCUACUGCCAAGGUUCGCUUGAAUAUGCAAAAGACCAUGCAGAAACACGCUGCUGUGUUCAGGCGAGGCGAUAUCCUUCAGGAGGGCAUCAAGAAAGUAGAGGACAUCUACAAGAACUACCAUAAUCUUCAUGUCACCGAUACCAGUCUCAUUUGGAACAGCGACCUCAUCGAAACACUAGAGCUCCAAAAUCUUCUCAUCAAUGCCAUGCAAACGAUCGUUGCCGCCGAAGCCCGAAAGGAAUCCCGUGGUGCGCAUGCACGUGAUGACUUCCCGACGCGUCUCGAUGAGUACGACUACAGCAAGCCGGUUGAGGGACAGAAGAAGAAGGCGAUGGAGGAGCACUGGCGUAAACACACGAUGAUCACCUCAAACAUUCAAACUGGAAAAGUGACGCUCAGUUAUCGUCCGGUUAUCGAUACCACGUUGGAUAAGAGCGAAACUGACUGGAUUCCGCCAAAGAUCCAUUGGAGCACUUUUACGCUCAGGGAUAUGGAGGAAGCCAUUGUGAGAGCCGUGGAAGCAUGUCAAAAGGGCAGCUUGGAAGCGCUGGAAGUUAGUUUGGAAGAAGGCGUUGUUCCUGAUGCUUGUGAUGUUGACGGUUGCUCGCUACUGCAUUGGGCUGCUAUAAACAAUCGUGUUCCGAUCGUAAAAAGGCUUCUCGAGCUGGGAGCAAAUCCAAAUAUUGUUGGAGGUCUACUAGUAUCAUCGCCGUUGCACUGGGCCGCUCGUGUUGGGCAUGUUUCGAGCUCUGCAUUGCUUAUCAAAGCAGGUGCUGUUUGCAAUGUACGUGAUACACAAGGAUAUACACCAAUUCAUUUGGCUGUGCAGAGCAAUCAGCCCACUCUUGUAGCAUAUUUGUUGGAGAAGUUCGAUUAUUGCAAGGAUAUCACCGACAACAGUGGGAUGACUCCGGCCAUGUGGGCGGCUUAUCGUACGUUUGGUAUGUUUCCAAUACGAUUAAUUGUACGAAGUGGAGCGGAUUUGAUAGUGGCCAUGCAUUUAUCCGGUAACACAGCUCUUGCGAUAUUGGCCACGUCAAUAGCCGGAAUUAUAACGGUGUUCGAACUGUUACUGGGAUUUGCUGAUGUCUCACUGCGUAACAAGCAACAAGAAACGCCACUCGAUAUUGCAAGGAACAUGCGAAAUCAGAAGCUUAUUGGUGGGUAA